Messenger RNA from Trichomycterus rosablanca, 3272 nucleotides. RefSeq names its product Rho guanine nucleotide exchange factor (GEF) 7a (gene arhgef7a). NCBI's taxonomy places the organism in Eukaryota, Metazoa, Chordata, Actinopteri, Siluriformes, Trichomycteridae. The coding region runs from base 1 to 2583 and encodes 860 amino acids. Gene Ontology annotation, biological process: intracellular signal transduction; lamellipodium assembly. Gene Ontology annotation, molecular function: protein binding; guanyl-nucleotide exchange factor activity. The transcript has 22 exons. Gene Ontology annotation, cellular component: cytoplasm; lamellipodium. The record is from RefSeq and is a predicted model, not a curated record.
AUGAAUCCGGCGGAGCAGACGGUUACUUGGCUUAUCACGCUCGGCGUUUUGGAGUCUCCGAAAAAGAGCGUGUCGGACCCGGGUGCGUUUCUGCAGGGCGCGCUGAGGGACGGAGUGGUGCUGUGCAGACUGAUCGAGCGCCUGCGCCCCGGUACCACCGACCAAGUGUAUCAGGAGCCUAACAGUGACUGCGAGUGUCUCUACAAUAUAAAGGAGUUCCUAAAAGCUUGUGCGGUGUUUCGGGUUGAGCCAUUUGAGCCAAAUGACCUGUUUCAAGGCCAGAACUUCAGCAAAGUCCUCACCACAUUAGUAGCGCUCAACAAAGUUACUGCAGACAUUGGCAUCGACAGCGACUCUGUAUGUACACGCUACUCUACCGCUCACCGUAUCAAGUCCUUUGAAUCUCUGGUUUCACAGACAUCAGUGAGCCGAUCGUCCAAACUGCUUCACAAUCAGUUCCGAAGCUUGGAUAUGACAGAGAACAGUAACUCUCAGUUGGUGGUGAAAGCUCGCUUCAACUUCCAGCAGAACAAUGAGGAUGAGCUCUCCUUCACCAAGGGUGACAUCAUCACUGUAACCCGCACCGAUGAUGGGGGAUGGUGGGAGGGUUCCCUCAACGGAAAAAACGGCUGGUUUCCAAGCAACUACGUCAGAGAGGUCAAAGCUUGUGACAAACAGGUCUCCCCCAAAUCUGGAACACUUAAAAGCCCCCCAAAAGGCUUUGACACCACUGCGAUUAGUAAAACCUACUACAACCUGGUCUUACAGAACAUUUUAGAGAAGGAAACAGAAUAUUCAAAAGAGCUUCAGAAUCUUCUAACCAACUACCUAAGACCACUCCAGAACACAGACAAGCUGAGCCCUGCAGAUACAGCGGUCAUCAUUGGGAACCUGGAGGAAAUUAGUACCUUUCAACAAACCCUUGUCCAGUCACUAGAGGAAUGCACCAAACUUCCUGAGCUUCAGCAAAAAAUAGGAGGCUUUUUCCUGAACCUAAUGCCUAAACUGAGAGCUCUUUAUACAGGUUACUGCUCCAACCAUCCAUCAGCUAUCAACGUUCUCACUGAUCACAGUGAGGAGCUAGGGGUUUUUAUGGAGAGUAGAGGAGCAAGUUUCCCAGGCAUCCUUAUUCUGACCACAGGCCUUAGCAAACCGUUCAUGAGACUGGACAAAUAUCCCACUUUACUACAAGAGCUAGAGAGACACAUGGAGGAAGGCCACUCAGAUCGAACUGAAAUUCAGAAGUGCAUGAAUGCAUUCAAAAAUCUUUCUGCCCAGUGUCAGGAGGUGCGGAAGCGGAAGGAGCUGGAGCUGCAAAUACUCACUGAGACCAUUCAGCUGUGGGAGGGUGAGGACAUUAAGACUCUGGGCUCUGUGAUCUACAUGAGCCAAGCUAUGGUGCAAAACCAUGGUUGUGAGGAAAGUAAUGAACGUUACCUCUUGCUCUUCCCCCAUAUUCUACUUCUCCUCUCGGCCAGCCCAAGGAUGAGUGGCUUUAUCUACCAGACCAAGCUUCCUUUGAACGGCAUGACAGUGACUCCAUUAGAGGAUUGUGAGAGCCACAAGAAUGCUUUUGAACUCUCUGGCUGCAUGUUUGAGAGGUUGCAGGUCGUCUGCUUUAAUAAGCAGGAUCAACAGGAUUGGUUAGAGCAUCUAAAUCGGCAGACCAAACACACCACCAUGACUGCCCCCAGCAUGAAGCCACUCACAGUGCCCUGCCACACGCUGCCAUCUCACCCUCUAACACCGUCCAGACACGCAGAGAGCCGAGGCCUAACUGUAGCUCCUGCCUACCACACGCUCCCUCAUUCCUCUUCCCAUGGAACUCCACACAGCUCUGUGAUGUGGGGCCCUCUGGAGCCUCCUAAAACUCAGAAGCCUUGGAGCUUGAGCUGCCUGAGACCUGCACCCCCACUUAGACCAUCAGCUGCUCUCUGCUACAAAGAGGAUCUCAGUAAAAGCCCCAAGAGUAUGAAGAAGCUGCUGCCCAAACGAAAGCCUGAGAGGAAGCCGUCUGAGGAAGAGUUUGCUUUACGGAAAAGUACUGUAGCUCUGGAGGAGGAUGCUCAGAUUCUGAAAGUGAUUGAGGCCUACUGUACCAGUGCCAAAACCAGACAGACUCUUAAUUCAACAUGGCAGGGCACUGAUCUGAUGCAUAAUCACGUGCUAGAUCAGUCGAGCAUGGAGAGCAUGGGCCGGCGCAGCAGCAUCUCACGACCGGAGGGAAGCUCUGACCUGUCAGAGGACUCUGAUUAUGAUAGUAUAUGGACGGCGCACUCUUACAGGAUGGGACCUGUUUCCCGACAGGGGAGAGAUUCUGUUCCCGCCCUUAUACUUCCUGCAGAAGAGACGAUGAUCGUGGAGGAGAUGAAAAGUAAUGGACAGACUGUAAUAGAGGAGAAGACUUUAGUAGAUGUGUUAUAUUCUCUCAGAGAUCAGGUCCAAGAACUUAAACAGGACAAUAAGAAAAUGAAACGAUCUCUGGAAGAUGUACAGACAGCUCGCAAAGAUCUAGAGAAAAUUGUUCGAAAAGUUCUAAAGACUACAAAUCAAGACCCAUCUUGGGAUGAAACCAAUAUAUGAGGUAAUUGGAAGCAUCUUACGUGUUUUGUGGGGCUUGAUCAUUUAACUUUGUAUGUUGCCAGUAUAAAAGUGAUACCUGUGCUUUAUACCAAUGUGCCUUCAAACUACCAACAUUUUUAUUUAUUUUUUAUUAAAGACUAACAAUCCCAAAAGCAAAAUGAGUCACUUGCACCAUCUUUAUAUUGCUACAAUAAAGUUAUUUUAGUGUUUUAGCUGCCCACCGCAAUAUAAAAUGGUUAUUUUUGGUUUGGAUUUUACAUCUUUCUGUCCCCAGCUCUGGUGCAGGAUUUAUUUUAUUACUUGGUAUGUCAUUACAAACAACAAGCAGUUCUGUACAGAAACAUGUAAUUUGUGAAUAAUAAAACUACAGCGUUUUGUGUGUGUAUUUGCAAACUAAAGUGACCUAAAGGUCUGAUAAUAAUGAGUAAUCCCAUUUAAAUAUUAGUCUAACAGACAAGUCAGCAUUAUAGAAGACAUGGUGUCAAAACAAAUUUUUAAACAUGGUAAUAGUUCCUAUUUUUUACAUGGUUGUCAAACAUAAUUUAGAAAAAAAAAAAACUAAAAACGCACACUGCUUUGUAAAAAAUUAUAUUUGUCAUUGCACAUACACUUACUGACUACAUCUAAUGUAACAACUAUUGUUGACUGAGAAGAAUUACCACACAUCUUUCAAAGUAUUUAUUGACACU